Octopus sinensis (East Asian common octopus) is the source of this 312-nucleotide messenger RNA. RefSeq names its product zinc finger protein 2-like. Gene Ontology annotation, biological process: regulation of transcription by RNA polymerase II. The transcript is spliced from 3 exons. Gene Ontology annotation, molecular function: RNA polymerase II cis-regulatory region sequence-specific DNA binding; DNA-binding transcription factor activity, RNA polymerase II-specific. The record is from RefSeq and is a predicted model, not a curated record. NCBI's taxonomy places the organism in Eukaryota, Metazoa, Mollusca, Cephalopoda, Octopoda, Octopodidae. Bases 1 to 288 code for a protein of 95 amino acids.
AUGAGAAAAGAGAUGACAUCAUAUGACUGUGAUAUCUGUACAAAGUCGUUCUCUCGGAAAAAGACACCCCAUCACUGCGAUAUUUGUGGUAAAUCAUUCUCUCAAAAUACAGCCUUAACAGAACACAUACGUAUUCAUACAGGAGAGAAACCAUAUCAUUGUGAUAUCUGUGGUAAAUCAUUAUCUGAAAAUUGUGACUUAACCAAACACAAUCGUAUUCAUACAGGAGAGAAGCCAUAUCACUGUGUUAUCUGCGGUAAUCAUUCUCUGCAAAUAGUAACUUCAUGAGACACAAACUGAUUCAUACAGGGG